ACUUGGAAGUGUGCUUUCCUAGCGGAGACUCCCUUAGUUUGCUCUAUCGUACGAACGCAGCGUUAAACAACUCGCCGAGGCUUCCGCCUAACGCGGUCUGAGACGAGUCCCUGCGAACGUGAGUGUCCUCCGUGCGGUGCAUCGAGAGAUCUGAGGCAUAAUGUGAGUCAGAAAGCUCCAAAACUGGUCUUUCAUGCUUAAGCCCUCCUACCAAUGAUUUCCGUCAAGUUGUUUGGACGUGAAGGCAAGCUCAGCAGAGAGAUGAGGCUCAUGAAGUGGAUGCAGGAGGGAGCUCUCGAAACCUCUGAGAUUCCAUAUCGUCAUGAUCGGCUCGGAUUGCCUAGACGGAUGAGCUGGACCUUGGGAUUCACGCUGGCCGUUCUGGCUUUCAUUUGUCUUUUGAGUGGAGCGAUCCUGACCGCAAUUGUGUUCACCGAAGUGAGACCUCCGACUGCUGACGAAAAUUAUAACCGUUAUCUCGGAUCAGACUACCGGAGGAUCAUCGGACCGAUUUUAAUGAUCAUGUCACUUGUGCUCAUCGUGACUGGGCUCAUUUGCGUGGUGUUCCGGAGGAUAUCUCACCUACGGGACAAAGAGUACAUGGCUAUUUACCAACAACAGGUCUACUCUCAGCGACAGCCUGACUAUUCCUCACGCGGUCCCCAGAGACCGCAACAACGACAGCCAGAUCAGCGAAGUGAUUCCAUGGAGAGCGUUUCGACGCGAUGAGCGCGCAAAUCCAGAGCGAAAAGCAUCUGCCAUCAUGAAAUUACCCGCGAACGCGCAGAGAAUUACUGUAGAUUCCUCUGUAUAUAUGGAACUCGAAAUUGGUUCUCAAAAUGAAAAAAGAAAACGUCGCUUACAGUAAACAUCU
This is a messenger RNA of Galendromus occidentalis (western predatory mite), 874 nucleotides long. RefSeq lists its product as uncharacterized. The transcript is spliced from 4 exons. The coding region runs from base 214 to 729 and encodes 171 amino acids. Lineage: Eukaryota; Metazoa; Arthropoda; Arachnida; Mesostigmata; Phytoseiidae. The record is from RefSeq and is a predicted model, not a curated record.